UGCCAGUGCAGAGCUCAACCAGAACCCAACAGAUUCUGUUCCCAGCGUGGCAGAGAGACUUGCUACCAGAGAAAGCUGUCAUACAGACAGUGAUUCCUGACUUUAUUCAUCUUCCUGGAAGGAGCGGAGACUGGAGACAUGCCUAGUCAUUUCAGACAUGUCCUUAAUCCAUCCUCAGAUAAUUUUAGGCAUUCAGUAGAAGAAGGUUAUAAGUAGAUGAGCACAAGAAGAGCCAAAGGUUAUGAUGCAUGAUUAUCACAGAAGAAAUUCAUGUCUAUAGCUCCUAAGGACUAUAUUACAUCAUCUUCAAGCCUGCUAGUUUUGGAAUCCAUAUUGCAGCUGCAAACACACAUCUGCUUUUGCAUUUCCACAAACAUCAUUCCUGUCAGGAGAUUCUGAAACUCAAGUGCUCUGUUCUCACACAGUGAUACCAUUGGGCUAUUUUAAAUUUACAGUCAUACAUUUGCUUGCCAGACCAACACCAAAAUGAUUCCCAACGGAUAUUUGAUGUUUGAGGAUGAGAACUUCAUCGAGUCCUCUGUUGCCAAACUCAACGCCUUACGCAAGAGCGGUCAGUUCUGCGACGUCCGCCUGCAGGUGUGUGGACACGAGAUGCUGGCGCACCGAGCCGUGCUGGCGUGCUGCAGUCCCUACCUGUUUGAAAUCUUCAACACUGACAGUGACUGUCAUGGGGUUUCCCACGUGAAAUUCGAUGAUCUCAACCCAGAAGCUGUUGAAGUUCUGUUGAAUUAUGCCUAUACUGCUCAGUUGAAAGCUGAUAAAGAGCUGGUGAAAGAUGUAUACUCUGCAGCAAAGAAGUUGAAGAUGGAGAGGGUUAAGCAGGUUUGUGGUGACUAUUUGCUCUCCAAGAUGGACGUGCAGAGCUGCAUCUCCUACCGGAACUUUGCCAGCUGCAUGGGAGACUCUCGGUUGUUGAACAAGAUCGAUGGCUACAUUCAGGAACACCUUGUAGAGAUUUCAGAACAGGAGGAAUUCCUCAAACUCCCACGGUUAAAGCUUGAAAUAAUGCUGGAAGACAAUGUUGGCCUACCCAGCAAUGGCAAAUUGUACACAAAGGUAAUCAACUGGGUACAGCGCAGCAUCUGGGAGAACGGAGGCAGCCUGCAAGAUCUGAUGGAAGAGGUGCAAACGCUGUACUACUCAGCUGAUCACAAGCUGCUUGAUGGAAAUCUGCUAGAUGGACAGGCUGAGGUGUAUUGCAGUGAUGACCACAUUCAGUUUGUGCAGAAGAGACCACCACGAGAGAAUGAUCACAAGCAGAUCAGUAGCAGCUCCUCUGGAAGUCUUUCUCCAAAUGCUACUGUUCAGAGUCCUAAACACGAGUGGAAAAUCAUUGCUUCAGAGAAGACUUCGAGUAACACGUACCUGUGCCUGGCCGUGCUGGACGGCGUGCUGUGCGUCAUCUUCCUGCACGGCCGCAACAGCCCGCAGAGCUCCCCCUCCAGCACCCCGCGGCUGCUCAAGAGCCUGAGCUUCGAGCUGCAGCCCAGCGACCUCAUCGAGAAGCCCAUGUCGCCCAUGCAGUACGCGCGCUCGGGGCUGGGCACGGCCGAGCUGCACGGCAGGCUCAUCGCUGCCGGGGGCUACAACAGGGAGGAGUGCCUGCGCACCGUGGAGUGCUACGACCCUGAGAAGGACACCUGGACCUUCAUUGCGCCCAUGAGGACGCCGAGGGCCCGGUUCCAGAUGGCGGUGCUGAUGGGGCAGCUGUACGUCGUGGGUGGGUCGAACGGCCACUCGGAUGACCUGAGCUGUGGGGAGAUGUACGAGCCCGAGAUCGAUGACUGGACCCCUGUUCCGGAGCUGCGGACCAACCGCUGCAACGCAGGAGUGUGUGCCCUGAAUGGAAAGCUGUACAUUGUGGGUGGUUCUGAUCCAUAUGGCCAGAAGGGACUGAAGAACUGUGAUGUGUUUGAUCCUGUAACGAAGGCUUGGACGAGCUGUGCUCCCCUCAACAUCCGGAGGCACCAGUCGGCCGUGUGUGAGCUGGGGGGGUACCUGUACAUCAUCGGCGGGGCCGAGUCGUGGAACUGCCUCAACAGCGUGGAGCGCUACAACCCCGACAACAACACGUGGACCCUGAUGGCGCCCAUGAACGUGGCGCGGCGCGGCGCCGGCGUGGCUGUCCGUGACGGAAAGCUCUUUGUGGCCGGGGGAUUCGACGGCACGCACGCGGUGAACUGCGUGGAGAUGUACGACCCUGCCAGGAACGAGUGGAAGAUGAUGGGCAGCAUGACCACGCCCAGGAGCAACGCUGGCAUCACCACCGUGGCCAACACCAUUUAUGCAGUGGGGGGCUUUGAUGGCAAUGAGUUCUUGAACACGAUUGAGGUCUACAAUCCAGAGUCGAACGAGUGGAGCCCCUACACCAAAAUUUACAAGUUUUAAGUGAAUUAAAUUCCCUUUUCAAACUAACAGGCUUAGUGAUGUAAUUGUGUUUCAGUAGAGGUACACCUGUGAAUAGGGGUGGGGAGGGCAUGGAUGUUGCCAACAGCAACACAGAGCUUUUGCAUAUUGCAUAUUAAUGUGCUGUAUAUAUUUGUUUUGGAAAGAAUAUUGAGAUGAAAGGGUUUUUGUGUAUUUUAGAACUUUAAAGGUUUUGGUUUUAAGAUUUUGACGAUAACGCAAGAGAAACUAGACUGGGCAUAUCAUUUCAGGAGCUUCCCCCAGUGUUUGUCACUUUGCACAUUGGAUGACUUCCUGGAGGUGUGUUCUUGGGGCAGGAAGGGUAACCUUUGUGGGGGAUAAUGUUUUUUUCUUUCAUUAGGCCUUGGUUUCCUUUAGUAACUGGAACAAUCUGUAACAAGAAGCCUUAUUUAAAUAGAUAUAAUGGCUAUUUUUUUUAUUAAAAACAAAGCUGACAUGCCUCUGCUAAUA
Messenger RNA from Prinia subflava (tawny-flanked prinia), 2898 nucleotides. RefSeq names its product influenza virus NS1A binding protein (gene IVNS1ABP). The transcript has 15 exons. Gene Ontology annotation, molecular function: protein binding. Bases 487 to 2409 code for a protein of 640 amino acids. Lineage: Eukaryota; Metazoa; Chordata; Aves; Passeriformes; Cisticolidae. The record is from RefSeq and is a predicted model, not a curated record.